GCAGUUAUAGAAACUAGAAACAAGUAGAGAAGCGGGAAACACAGAGAAUCGCUCUCUUCUUCUCCGACGAAUCGCUCUCUUAUUCUCCGACGAAUCGCUCUCCUCUUCGCCGGCGACUGCGAUUGUGCAUUUCUGAAGCGCGGAUAGAGAUACUAGCCAUCGAUUAUUCUUCAAGUGGACAUGGAUCCUGCAGCAAAUAGCUCUUCUGAUGACGAUAGUGACUCUGAGGACAGGCAUGUGAGUGACCCGGUUCGUGAGGCUAUAUCAACGAUCAAUGAUGGAAACGGUGUUGACAUUGAUGGCAUUUACGAGUUUGUCAAGGCUAGGCGUGAUGUAAUGCCAAAUUACAGGGACGUGUUGGAAGGCGAGCUGAACACACGUGUUUCUCGAAACGAACUAGAGAAGGUAGGUAACCUCUACAGGAUCAUCCAUGUUGUUAGUUCGGAAAGCUGCACAUAUGAGACAACAGAGCCCGAUUCAGACGAACCUGCUGCAGUGCCUGAUCCUCCAAUUACUUCUUCAGAUAUCCCUAGUAGCUCCUCCUCUGGGGAAUCGUAUGAUGACGGGGUUCUUAAGGCUGUAAGAACAGUCAAUGAUGGAAACGGUGCUGACAUUGAUGAGAUUUUCGAAUAUCUCAAGGAGGGUUAUGAUAUAGGGCCAGAGCAUAGGAAGCUGGUGGAAGAAUCCCUGGACUUAAGUGUUUCUGACAACCUACUUGAGAUGGUAGGAAACCGCUACAGAAUCGUCAAUGUUACUUCAGAAGAUACAAAUGAGACAAGAGAGACAGAGUCAAAAUCAGUUGAAGACUCUGAUGAUCAGAAAGUUCCCGCAGCUAGUUCCACGGAUUACGCUCUACCCUAUGGGGAUAUGCCGGAGGCCAUGGUUAUGGAGGCUAUAUCAACAAUGGAUUAUGGUUACGGUGUUGAUAUUGAAGAGAUUUACGAAUAUAUCGAGAAUAGGUACAAAAUACCGACGGAUUACAUGACGAUAUUGGAAGACGAGCUGAACAAACGUGUUUCUGGAAAGGAACUAGAGAAGGGAGAAUACGGCUACAAGAUCCUGGGUGUUACUUCAGAUAAUAUGGAUGAGUCCCAGUCACAAGCAGUUGCAGUGGCUGAUCAGAAAGAUCCUGCAACGAGUUCUUCUUCAGCUGCCUCUAGUUCCUCUCGGAAUCCGCCUUAUGACCCUGUUAUUGAUGCUGUAUCAACAAUCAAUGGUGGAAACGGUGCUGAUAUUGAUGGAAUUUUCGAGUUUAUCCAGGCAAAGAUGGAAAGGAUUUUAUCGGAAAAUUUUAGGAAGCACUUGGAACAGGUGCUGAAAAAACGUGUUUCUCAAUGCAUACUAGAGAAGGUAGAAACCCAUUACAAGAUCCUCCAUCUUACUCCUGAGAAACUAGAUGAGAUAAGUGAAGCCGCAACAAAAGCAGUUGCAGUGUCUGAUCAGAAAGAAUUAGAAGCCAAAGAGGCAUCGGAAGCUGCAGAUAGGGCCAAAAAGGUGUUAGAAGAAAACCAACUUGUUUUGCAGGCCGCCAAAGAAGCCCUUGACCGAUGUACCAGAGGCGACUAGGUAUCCCUGCCCCAAAAGCUCUACCUUCUGAUCUGGUUCAAUGUAGACGUAUUUGGAGGACCGGUUCGUUCGGUUGAGUUGCAUAUAUGUGAUUUCAUUGACUAAAACUUUUGUCACGUUCUGUCUAGCUUUUGAGGUCCAACGUUUCUGGUUGUUUGUAAAUAAAAGUUUCUACUACUGUUUUUUUGGAGACCU
Molecule: messenger RNA, 1761 nt
Organism: Raphanus sativus (radish)
Lineage: Eukaryota; Viridiplantae; Streptophyta; Magnoliopsida; Brassicales; Brassicaceae
Exons: 15
Coding region: 181-1566 (461 amino acids)
Biological process (GO): nucleosome assembly
Cellular component (GO): nucleosome
Molecular function (GO): double-stranded telomeric DNA binding
Source: RefSeq, a predicted model, not a curated record